AAAUGUUUUGGAGAGAGUUUAAUCAGAAGAACUGGCAACUUGUUAGAAAAGUUACAAAUUUUUCGAGCAAAACACUUGGACUUCCAUUUGCAGUGGCGCUCAGAAACCCAACCGUCGUUAAUGCUGAUUAUACAAGCAGCCACUCGAAGCCAGUCAAUGAAUGGAUGAAGACAUCACUUGAGGAUAAGCUCGCAGGCCAUUUAUUCGACUAUAAAAAGAGCAGAGGAAACUUCGUCUGUGAUUAUGAAGGAAAUGAAAUACUUGAUCUUGCAAUGCAGGGUGGAAACCUUGCUUUUGGGUACAACCCAAAUUCUUUCUUGCAUCUUAGAGUGAGGAAAUUAUAUAAUAGAUUAACUUCGAGUAUCAAGAUUCCUACUAAAAUGGACUCUGAUGACUACAUGUUCUACAUUAAAACUAACAUACUUCCUUAUGCUCCCAAAGGAAUGGGAGAAGUCCAUUUCACCAAAGGUAAAGGAAAACUUGCUGUUGAGUCUUCUAUUAAAGCAGCUAUCCUCAGCUACAGAGAAUCCAGAGGAGGAUUUGAAGACAUCGAUUGGGAGAAAUUUGCAGCAAGCGAUUUCUCUGAUAGUGUAGAUCUUCUUCAAGAUAGAAUCAGUGUUCUGAGCUUUGAAAGCGCUAGAGCUCCAGGAUCUAAUUCUUUUGCUAAGCAUGAUUGGCCAGUUAUUCAGACUCCAGACCUCACUUAUCCUUACCAAAAGAACAAAAAGGAUAAUAUCCAGGAAGAAAACAGACGCUUGAAGGAAGUAAGAGAGACUAUUGCUGCAAGAGAAUCAUCUUCUCCAGUAGGAGCAAUUAUUGUUGAACCAAUCACUUUCCUUGGAAACUGCAUGGCUACUCCAACCUUCUACAGGAAAUUGAGAGAUAUUGCUAAAGAACACAAUAUUCCAUUCAUUGUUGACGAAACUCGCACUGGGUUUGGAAAAACAGCCAAGUUCUGGGGCCUUGAGCAUUGGCACUUAGAUGAUAUGCCUGAGUUUGUUGCCUUUGGAGGAUCCUCAGCAGCCUCAGGAUUCUUUACAACAAGAGAUCACAUCCCAUAUGGACCACACAAGCUGCCCACAAUUGGGGAUGAAUCACUCUCUAAUGUUAUUGAAUUCUCUGAGACAGCCGAAUAUAUUAAGAAGAAAUCUCUAGUUGACAAAGUAGAAGACGUUAGCGGCUUCAUCAAAGUCGAACUUGACAGAAUCAACAAGAAGAAAGGCAUCUACACAAACCUCAGAGGAAAUGGUACCUUCUUGGGCCUCGACUUCGAGGACUACUAUAGAGCUCGCCACUUCCAGAAAUAUUUAUUGAGAAAUGGGGUUUUGGUAUCAUUGGUAGGACAACAAACGCUUGGAAUCAGACCUUCUCUACUACUAAGACCAGAUCAAGCUAGCCAUUUGAGAGAUGCAUUUAUUGAUUAUUAUCCAAGAUUCCACACUGAUGUCUGGCUGGAUUAA
This is a messenger RNA of Moneuplotes crassus, 1460 nucleotides long. Lineage: Eukaryota; Ciliophora; Spirotrichea; Euplotida; Euplotidae. The record is from the annotation of a GenBank genome assembly.